Messenger RNA from Canis lupus familiaris (dog), 1465 nucleotides. RefSeq names its product gem nuclear organelle associated protein 2 (gene GEMIN2). The record is from RefSeq and is a predicted model, not a curated record. Gene Ontology annotation, cellular component: spliceosomal complex; nucleus; SMN complex. Lineage: Eukaryota; Metazoa; Chordata; Mammalia; Carnivora; Canidae. Bases 52 to 1032 code for a protein of 326 amino acids. The transcript is spliced from 11 exons. Gene Ontology annotation, biological process: spliceosomal snRNP assembly; spliceosomal complex assembly.
UGACCUGCACUUGGCGCAUGCGCCAAAGGGGGACUGGCGGGAUUAAAAACCAUGGCGUGGAUGCCAGCAGAAUCCGCAGUGGAAGAGUUGAUGCCCAGGCUGUUGCCAGUGGAACCGUGCGACUUGACAGAGAGUUUUGAUCCCUCCGUCCCACCGAGGACGCCUCAGGAAUACCUGAGGCGGGUCCAGAUCGAAGCAGCUCAAUGUCCAGAUGUUGUGGUAGCUCAGAUUGACCCAAAGAAGUUGAAAAGGAAGCAAAGUGUGAAUGUUUCUCUUUCAGGAUGCCAACCUGCUCCUGAAGGAUAUUCUCCCACACUUCAGUGGCAACAACAACAAGUGGCACAGUUUUCAUCUGUUCGACAGAGUGUGAUCAGACAUAGAAGUCACUGGAAAUCACAACAGUUAGACAGUAACGUGACCAUGCCAAAAUCCGAAGAUGAAGAAGGCUGGAAAAAAUUUUGUUUGGGUGAAAGGUUAUGCGCUGAAGGGGCUGUUGGACCAGCUACAAGUGAAGGUCCUGGAAUCGAUUAUGUGCAGAUUGGUUUUCCUCCCUUGCUUAGUAUCGUUAGCAGAAUGAAUCAGGCAACAGUAACUAGUGUCUUGGAAUAUUUGAGUAAUUGGUUUGGAGAAAGAGACUUUACUCCAGAAUUGGGAAGGUGGCUUUAUGCUUUAUUGGCUUGUCUUGAAAAACCUUUAUUACCUGAGGCUCAUUCACUGAUUCGGCAGCUUGCAAGAAGGUGCUCUGAAGUAAGGCUCCUAGUGGACAGCAAAGAUGAUGAGCGUGUUCCUGCUUUGAAUUUAUUAAUUUGCUUGGUUAGCAGAUUUUAUUUAUUCAUGAUAGUCACAGAGAGAGAGAGAGAGGCAGAGACACAGGCAGAGGGAGAAGCAGGCUCCAUGCACCGGGAGCCCGACAUGGGAUUCGAUCCCGGGUCUCCAGGAUCGCGCCCUGGGCCAAAGGCAGGCGCCAAACCGCUGCGCCACCCAGGGAUCCCAGUCAUUAUUCCUUUUGAUGCUCAGAUUGUUCAUCUUUGACUAGUAGGAACCCAUCAGGUAUUUUGACCAACGUGAUUUAGCCGAUGAACCAUCUUGAAGUAGCUGGUCUCUCAGGGGUAGAAGAUACUUGUGAUGAAGUAUCAGCCAGAGUCUGAAGAUGCACAGUGACAACAAAGUGAGAAUUGCAUCACAUCUUCAACUUAUUUGAAGGUUCUUCAUCUUAACCUGUGCAUCUCAAGUUGACAUUCAGAAGAUAAAUUGUAAUGAUUUGAGUAUCUGAAGUAUCUUUGGAAAAUCCCAACCAGCCAGUUUUUAAUGAAGAGUUUAAACCGUUUUCUGUAAUCACAUGCUUUUAAGACAAAUUGAGUGCCAUUUAUUGGUGAAACAUCCUGUACAGAAACUGUAUGAUGAAAUUUUACUUAGAUCCUUGGUGCUGUUUCAUUGUUAAUAAUAAACUCUUAUUGAGAAUGUG